Molecule: messenger RNA, 3183 nt
Organism: Colletotrichum fioriniae
Lineage: Eukaryota; Fungi; Ascomycota; Sordariomycetes; Glomerellales; Glomerellaceae
Source: RefSeq, a predicted model, not a curated record
AUGCUCGCCACCGUCUCUCGCUCCUCGCCUCGGGCGGGCGGUCUCUACCCCGGCAGAGCCUCCGCAGUGGGAUCAUUGGUAUCCUCGAACCAAACACCUGCGAGGGCUAGCCACUAUGGCCAGACUCGCGGCUUCCGCUUCGGUGCGUGGUCAUCCUAUUUGGAUCCCGAGGUCCAGCGUCAGCUACGUCUUCGUCAGCGCCACAUCAAAUACAAAUACAUGGAAUCGAUCAAUCGCAAGCUGUCCUGGGACCCAAACUCGCGUGCUCAAGACUCGAGAAUCGUGAUGAAGAAGAUGUUGGCCCAGUGCUGGAUCAGACAAGGCCAUACCCGCUCAGGUGGCAGAUACGUGAGAGGGGAAGACGUGAAAAAGGAUGAAUCGGGCGAAACCCCAGGCACCCGGCCCGGCCAGAACAUUGAGGACGUCGAACGCAGUGCCAUCAAUGCUCUCUUUUCCGGCAAGCGCGCCAAUCCGUUGGAAUAUGAUCUGUGGCAGUCCCCUCUGCAAAACAUCCGCAAUUAUCUCGGUAGUCAGACCAGGAGCAAGUACACAGCUGCUGCCGGUCGCGACAUCUCGCCCGACAUCGACCCGAUCACAAAUAGAAGAAUGCACUCUUCGCACGCGCCCCAGUCGGUAUUUGAUAACUCUUCGGACAAAAAUACCCAAGAGCCCUUCUUCCCAGACGGGGUCCCCCCCGCCGACGAGCUCAAAGAGUAUGGCAAUGUCACCAUUGACAGUGCCCCGUGGGCCGAAGCUGGGUCCAGUAGUGGAGUUGUGGAGACCCCGCAAUAUGCGGAUCUCGACAAGUACAAGCCGGUCAUGGAUGAGAAGCUUGAUGCUAAGCAACUUUCCGAGGAGCCGAAAUACGACGACUUGAGCAAAUACACACCGGUGGGCCUCAAAGACUUCCUGGAAGAGGUAGACGCCACGCCCAAAUACGAGGACCUUGGCAAGUAUGCCAACCCGACACUGAACGACCGCCCUCCUGAGGAGCUCUCCCAGCCUGCAUACGAGGACCUGGACAAGUACCGCCCGGUGAUGCAUAAUGAGAAUGCUGAAGUUCCGGAGGCGUAUGAGCGAUAUUCAGAUUUGCACAAGUAUGGCCCCAUCAUGCACAAUGAGAAGGAUGUGGUGGAGGAGAAGCAGCCCUACGACGACCUCCACAAGUACGGCCCAAUCAUGCAUAACGAAAAGGACGUAUUGGAGGAGACGCAGUCUUAUGACGACCUCCACAAGUAUGGACCGAGCAGUUUCAACGAACCUGAGGGAUUACGCCCACGUUCCAGCGAGGAAAAAUCGAAAGACUACGACGACCUUCACAAGUAUCGCCCGCAUUCUUUCAAUGAGCCUUCUGGUCUGCGUCCCAUGCAUCCCGAGGAAGCCUCCAAAGCUUACACUGAUCUGGAUCAAUAUGGCCCCAUGUCUUAUAACGAACCCCACGGCCAAGCUCCCAUGCACCCGGAGGAGGCAUCCAAGGCAUACGCAGACCUCGAUGCCUACAACCCCGUCGGCUGGAAUGAGCCGCACGGCAAACCCCCAAUGCACCCAGAAGAAGCUUCAAAGCAGUACAAGGAUCUGGGGAAAUACUCUAAGGAGUUCAAACGCGGCGAUGCACCGCCACCAGAGGGUGUCAUCGCAGCGGUUGAGCCUGAAGAGGCGGCCAAGCAUCAGCCUGUGCAAUACAACGAGCCCGAAAGCCAACGACCCAAGAAUGACUGGGAUCAGAAAGCUUUUGACGAGGCCAAGCAGUAUGAAUCCUUCCGGUACAAUGAGCCCGAUGGCCAACCUGCCGCGGUCAUCGACCCUGUUUCCAAGGGCUUGGGUGACUUCGAUGCGGAGAUCGCUGCGAAGGCAAACAGACGCAAGUCCUUUGCUCAGGCGUCAGAGAAAGAGAGGGUUGACGAUUUGGACUUGCUUCGAGCGAGUGAUGUUCGGGCCAAAAUUCCAACGUCCUCGGGUCAGUCCCGGAGAGAGUACAGCACGACGAACAGACAGAUCCUCGAGGCGGAUCUUCCCCGAUAUGCCGUGAACUGGGAUAUCUCGAGCAAAGCUGCCCGUAUUGCAGUGCGCCAGUCUAGGAACAAGGCGUGGGAUCACAUUCCCUCCAAGAAGGAAAGCCUUACUGGCAAUUAUGUCAGGGACUUUCCCGAAGACUUCUCGCGGAACUGGAACGACAUUGUGGCGGCUGCCGCGGACAGUCAAAAGGUUGAGGAGAGCAAAGACCAAGAUGAGGUUGAGGCUGCGUCCUUUGAUGAGAGUUUUCCGAGCCUGGAGCACAAGUUGGAGCCAUCCCUAGACCGGUCGUCUUCCUUCAGAACCACCCGUAUCGCGGGAAAGAGAGGUCAAAUUGACCAAUAUUCAAAAGAGCCUCAAGGCCUUGAGGUGAGCUACUCUGAGGAGUGCGGUGGCAAGCAGACCUGGCCCUCCUACGUCCGGACAUAUGGAACCGUGACGGAUGCCAUGGCAAAUGCCUCUUCAACCGCACAGGAGGCUGUUUCCGCUGCCAAGAGCGAGGGUGUGGUGUCCUCGACCACAACCGACGCACCCCGGGAGCCUACCAUUUACAAGAUUCUUGCAUACGACCCGACGAUGCAGGCUAUCAACACAGCCGAGACCACGUCGGUCGUCCCCGACAGCGCAACACCGCUGACGCCAGCGGAGGUUAUUCUUCGGUUGUCGAACCCAACCAAGUUCUUCCCCUAUUUUAGCACUUUGCAAAAAGAGGGAUAUGAGAUUGUUUCCGGAAGCGGAGACGUCCUGGUAUUCCGCAAGGUCCGCGAGGCAGAGACGGCAUCCAAGGAGCAGGCUAUCGCCUCCUUCGCCCCUGCGAUUGAGAAGCCGACGACAUACCAGGCGCCAAAGGUGAACCCCAUCGACAUGAUGGGGAGCGACCCCGUAGUACCAAGCGCUUACUCUUCCAGUCCUACAGGCUACCUCAACUAUGAUUACCCCGGAGCAGAGACAACAGAGAAACCCCCACCUCCCUUCAGCCCGUUGAGGAGGCGUAACACGAUAUCCUGUGACAGCCAGGAUUUCGAGAUUCCAAAGCGGCCAAAGAGGAGCAGGGCCAAGAAAGUUGUCCUUGGCGCCGUAUGGGUCGGCGGGAUCUCCUACGCCAUUGGUGUCGUUGGAGAAUACUUCAAGACUGGAGGCAAAGAUGGUCAAGGGCCUAAGGGUUUGUAA